AUGAAUGAACCAAAACGUGUACAAAUUAUUCGACCACAUCAAAAUAUUAAUGAAUUUGUUUAUCAACGAGAUAAUAAUUCUCAAGAUUAUUCAUAUGAACAAGUUUUACUAGAUCAAAAAGAAUAUUAUACUAUUGGUUGGAGACGUUUACAUACAAUUCAAUCAUUACCUUUACAUGAAAAUUGGCCAAUAACUAUGGGGAAUGGUAUUGUAUCGGUAGCUAGCGGAGUUGUAGGAGGCAUGAUAACACGUCGUAUGGCACAAAAUUUAUUACUUCAUUUAUCUGCAAGUACAUUUCCAGCAAGUGCUACUUGUUUUCUUGUUGUUGCUCUAACACAUUUAUCAAGUUAUUAUUUUCUUGUACUUCGACCAUUGUUUUCUAAUGAUCCAAUGUUAUGUACAACUUGUCUUGAAAUACGUUCAUUUGCACUAGCAAGUUUUAUACCAAUAACAAUGGGAACAAGUUUAGCAUUAACAGCUAAUCUUUCAACAUGUCUUUUAAAUAAAACUAUACGUUUACCACAAUUUCAAAUUCAAGCAUAUCCAGAAUGGAUACGUUUUUUUCGUAAACAUGCUUUUAAAGGAAUGUCACGUCGUCAUUUUUUUGCUUAUCCAUUAAUAAAUGGAUUUUUAGCAUCAAUGAUAUUUCUUGGUCAAAAUUAUUAUUGGAAAAAUAUUCUUCAAUAUCGCUUGGGUACACUAGAAAAACAAUUAUUAUCUAAUAAAGAACAACAAAAACAAAAUAAAUUAUUUGGACCUAUUCAAGAUUUUUUUUCGAAAGUUUUUGGUAGUAAAACAAAAUAG
Rotaria sp. Silwood2 is the source of this 804-nucleotide messenger RNA. The record is from the annotation of a GenBank genome assembly. Lineage: Eukaryota; Metazoa; Rotifera; Eurotatoria; Philodinida; Philodinidae.